AUUUGGUUAGCGAAAGAUCGAUCAGAGGAAUGCCGAAGGAUGGCUGCCAUGAUCUACACAGUUUGGGUUCUGUGCCUCACCAUGUCGUUGGAAAUUCGGGAUCUUUACUAUACUUGGGGUGGAGACUUUGGUGAAGUAAUUUACGUAGUGUGCAACAAUAUGACUGCUGUGAUGAUUUUAUUCAAGAUACUCGUCUUGUUCUCGCAAAAAAAGAAAUUCCUUGAGUUGGUCGCGUACUCGAAAAAGAAUUUUUGGCAUUCGAAUUACGACUGCUACGAGAGAAUGGUUAUAAAUAACUGCAGCCGUACCUGCACGUACUUCCUUUGCAUCUUUAAUUUCUUUACUCAAUCUACAGUUAUAAGUUACGUGGUACGGCCAAUUAUGGAAAAUGUUGGAAGAAAUGAAUCUGACAGGAUGCUUCCUUUCGACAUGCACAUUGACGUCUUCACUAUGUCACCCUAUUUUGAGGUGAUGUUCGUAGUACAGGUUCUAACUACAUACCACUUAGGCAUGGGUUACCUCUGCCUCGACAAUUUCCUCUGCGUCAUAAAUUUGCACGUUGCUUCCCAGUUCCGUAUACUACAGUACAGGUUCGUAAACAUACACAUGGUGAAGAUGGAAGAGAAGUCGAAGGAAGCCUCAGACUCAGCUACGUUGUAUCACUCAAACAAAUGUCACGACUCGUUUAAGAGAUGCAUCAAACAGCAUCAGGCGCUCCUCGCAUACGGCACUAAGUUAGAGGAAGUGUUCACGGUAGUCGUGCUGGGACAAGUGUUCCUCUUCAGUUUACUGAUGUGCCUCGACGGAUAUCUGAUACUUCUGGAUGAGUUCAGUAAAGCGAGGCGCCUGAUUUUCGUAGUUCACAUAGCAGGCUGCAUAUGCCAGCUGUUGAUGUUCACCUACAGCUGCGACUGUUUGAUUCGAGAGAGCACGCAUGUAGCUUCGGCAGUCUACACAGGACCGUGGCUACGACUGCCGAUGAACGAAGGUGGUAGAAUGCUUAGGAAAGACAUGAUGUUUGUAAUAAUGAGAUCGAGAGUGUCCUGCUGCCUGACAGCCAGCGGAUUCUUCGUUGUAUCGUUGGAAACGUAUACUAAGGUGUUAAGUACAGCAAUAUCGUAUUUCACGCUGCUGAGAAGUUACUAAAACGUAUGAGAGAAAUUCAAAGAGAAGAGGACAUUUUUCUGGAACUCCUAGUUGAUUUUGAACUGAGAAUUUGAACAUUAUUUGUUUACAAUGACUUGGCAAAAACGUGAUUAAAGUAGGUGCACCCAUCCUCGCGAGGCAUUAGUUUACGUACAGUUGCGAUGGUUUGAUAGGACACCGCGCCAUGGGCCAUUUUUCCAAUGGAUUGAAUGUAAACUUUGUGAAAAUAAAGUUUAUGGCAAUGAGACAGUUCUCUAGUGGCGAACAACAACCUCAAAGAUAUCGUUAUUUUCCAUCUUAAAUGAUUUACGAAACAAAGUUUAAUACAACGCUGUGGGGGGUUUGAAAUCCACUACACAUUAUAUAAACAUGCAACAUAUGUUUCAUACUUAAUAUCACAAAAGUGACCGUAUGUAGACAU
This is a messenger RNA of Hylaeus volcanicus, 1567 nucleotides long. Its product is annotated as odorant receptor 13a-like. Gene Ontology annotation, cellular component: plasma membrane. Gene Ontology annotation, biological process: sensory perception of smell; detection of chemical stimulus involved in sensory perception of smell. The transcript has 7 exons. Gene Ontology annotation, molecular function: odorant binding; olfactory receptor activity. Lineage: Eukaryota; Metazoa; Arthropoda; Insecta; Hymenoptera; Colletidae. The record is from RefSeq and is a predicted model, not a curated record. The coding region runs from base 40 to 1146 and encodes 368 amino acids.